Messenger RNA from Thamnophis elegans (Western terrestrial garter snake), 4558 nucleotides. Its product is annotated as misshapen-like kinase 1. Gene Ontology annotation, molecular function: ATP binding; protein kinase activity. Gene Ontology annotation, biological process: protein phosphorylation. The record is from RefSeq and is a predicted model, not a curated record. NCBI's taxonomy places the organism in Eukaryota, Metazoa, Chordata, Lepidosauria, Squamata, Natricidae.
CCAGGCUCCGCGCGUGCGCAGUGCGGUGGCCCUCCUCAGGGCGCCGAGUCGGAGCGAGGCGGGCGGCGGGUCUCUCGGAGGGUCUCUGGGCCGGACGGGCAGCGCGAUGGGCCCGUAGCCGAGCGGGAAGGACGCCGUCGCCAUGGCCGACCCGGCCCCCGCCCGCAGCCUGGACGACAUCGACCUCUCCGCCCUCCGGGAUCCGGCCGGUAUAUUUGAGCUGGUGGAAGUGGUUGGCAAUGGCACCUAUGGGCAGGUCUACAAGGGCCGCCAUGUCAAGACCGGGCAGUUGGCUGCCAUCAAAGUCAUGGACGUCACUGAGGACGAAGAGGAGGAGAUCAAGCAGGAGAUCAACAUGCUCAAGAAAUACUCCCACCACCGCAACAUCGCCACCUACUACGGGGCCUUCGUUAAGAAGAGCCCCCCCGGGAACGACGACCAGCUCUGGCUGGUGAUGGAGUUUUGCGGGGCCGGCUCCGUGACGGACCUGGUGAAGAACACCAAGGGGAACGCCCUGAAGGAAGACUGCAUCGCCUACAUCUGCCGGGAGAUCCUGCGGGGACUGGCUCACCUCCACGCGCACAAGGUCAUCCACCGGGACAUCAAGGGGCAGAACGUGCUGCUGACGGAGAACGCGGAAGUGAAGCUGGUUGACUUUGGGGUGAGUGCCCAGCUGGACCGCACGGUGGGGCGUCGGAACACGUUCAUCGGAACCCCUUACUGGAUGGCACCAGAAGUGAUCGCCUGCGAUGAAAACCCUGAUGCCACCUACGACUACAGGAGUGACAUCUGGUCCCUGGGGAUCACGGCCAUUGAGAUGGCCGAAGGAGCUCCUCCCCUGUGUGACAUGCACCCCAUGCGCGCUCUCUUCCUCAUCCCGCGCAAUCCUCCACCCAAGCUGAAGUCCAAGAAAUGGUCCAAGAAGUUCAUCGACUUCAUUGACAACUGCCUGAUCAAAGCCUACCCCAACCGCCCCCCCACUGAGCAGCUGCUCAAGUUCCCCUUCAUCCGCGACCAGCCCACUGAGCGGCAGGUCCGCAUCCAGCUCAAGGACCACAUCGACCGCACCCGCAAGAAGAGAGGGGAGAAGGACGAGACGGAGUACGAGUACAGCGGCAGUGAGGAAGAGGACGAUGGGCGCGGUGAGGAAGGAGAGCCGAGCUCCAUCAUGAAUGUCCCCGGGGAGUCCACCCUGCGGAGGGAGUUCCUCCGCCUGCAGCAGGAGAACAAGAGCAACUCGGAGGCUCUGAAGCUGCAGCAGCAACUGGCCGCCCAGCACCGCGACUCCGAGGCCCAUAUCAAACACCUGCUGCACCAGCGCCAGCGCCGCAUCGAGGAGCAGAAGGAAGAGCGCCGGCGAGUGGAAGAGCAGCAGCGCCGAGAGCGAGAGCAGCGGAAGCUUCAGGGCAAGGAGCACCAGCGGCGCCUGGAGGACCUGCAAGUGAUGCGCCGAGAGGAGGAGCGGCGGCAGGCGGAGCGGGAGCAGGAGUACAUCAGGCACAAGCUGGAGGAGGAGCAGAGGCAGCUGGAGAUCCUGCAGCAGCAGCUCCUGCAGGAACAGGCCCUGCUGCUGUCCCGGCAGAGCCUCCCCUGGUCGUCCCUGCAGGAGUACAAGCGGAAGCAGCUGGAGGAGCAGCGUCAGUCGGAGCGGCUCCAGAGGCAGCUCCAGCAGGAGCACGCCUACCUCAAGUCCCUCCAGCAGCAGCAGCAGCAGCCGAAGCCCCUCUACCACCACAGCCGCAGCAGCGCGGCCGCCCCCGAGAAGCCCCCCUGGGCCCGGGAGGUGGAGGAGCGGCUGAGCAAGGAGAGCUCCCCUUCGCUGGCAGCCAAGACCAAGCUGGGGGCCCCCGGGCAAGACGUCGGCCCCCAGCCCUGUGCCGAGUCGGGGGCCCUCGCCUCGUCCUCCCAGACGCCCCCCAUGCAGCGCCCUGUCGAGCCCCAGGAGGGGCAGCACAAGAGCCACCUGGCCCACCGCGUCCCGCUCAAACCAUACGCUGCCCACGUCCCUCGCUCCCAGUCGCUGCAAGGACCAGCCAGCAAGAACAUGGCUGCCUUCCCUGUCCAUGACUCCGCCUCCUCCGCCCCGCACCCUCCUCGCGGGGGCAUGAUCCGGCAGAACUCUGACCCCACCUCUGAGGGGCCUGCCCCACAGCCGUCCCGGCCCAACACUGAUCAGCGAGGACCUUGGGUCAAACUGGACCCCAGUGCCCCUCCCAGGUAAUCCGUGCCCCAGCGGACGUCCUCCAUAGCAACUGCCCUCAACACCAGCGGAAGGGGGGGGGUCCGGCUGAGCACAGCGUCUCCCUCUUUCCCGCCAGCAACCCCCGACCUCCGGCGGAGCGACCCCGGCUGGGAGCGGGAUAACCUGCUGCAGUCGGGGGCUGCCAACCUGCCCCAGGCCGGCUCCCUGGAGCGCAACCGUGUGGCAGCUACCCUGAAGAUGGAGGCCUCCCCCGUCCUGUCCCAAGGCAGGAAGGCCAAGGCGGACGACCAUCGCUCGCGGCCGGGGCGGCCAGCAAAUUUCGUCAUGCUGAAGGAGCGCCCGGAGGAGGCGGCCCCCAAGCCGCUCAAGAAGGCCCUGGACUACUCCUCCAGCGAAGAGGCGGACUCCAGCGAGGAAGAGGAGGAGGAGGAGGAAGAGGAGGAGGCAGGCGAGGGGGAGCGCUCGGAGCCUGGCGCAAGCACCCCUGGGGCCAGGGAUGGCGACACGGACUCGGUCAGCACCAUGGUGGUGCACGACGUGGAGGACUUGACGGGCGGCAGCGGGGGCUCCGAGAGCUCCUACGGCGGAGGCACCAUGCUGGUGCAGCGGACCCCCGAGGAGGAACGUGGCCUCCUGCACAGUGACAGCAACGGCUACACCAACCUGCCUGACGUGGUCCAGCCCAGCCACUCGCCCACGGAAGCCAAAAGCAGCAACGGCUCCUCCUCGCCCGCCAAGGACGUGGCCACCGACUACCAGUCGCGGGGGCUCGUCAAGGCGCCUGGCAAGAGCUCCUUCACCAUGUUUGUGGAUCUGGGCAUCUAUCAAAGCUCCCCUGGGGGAGGAGACACCAUCCCCAUCACUGCAUUCGACCCUGGGCGGCUGGAGCAGUUGCAGCUGGAGGCCCGGAAGGGCUCUGUGGUCAACGUCAACCCCACCAACACACGGCCCCACAGCGACACGCCGGAGAUCCGCAAGUACAAAAAGCGCUUCAACUCGGAGAUCCUCUGUGCGGCCCUUUGGGGGGUCAACUUGCUGGUGGGCACCGAGAACGUGAUGAUGCUGGACCGCAGCGGGCAGGGCAAGGUGUACAGCCUCAUCAACCGCCGGCGCUUCCAGCAGAUGGACGUCCUGGAGGGCCUCAACCUCCUGACCACCAUCUCAGGAAAGAGGAACAAGCUGCGUUAUUACCUCUCCUGGCUGCGCAACAAGAUUUUGCACAAUGACCCCGAAGUGGAGAAGAAGCAGGGCUGGACCACCGUGGGGGACAUGGAGGGCUGCAUCCACUACCGCGUGGUGAAGUACGAGCGGAUCAAGUUCCUGGUCAUUGCACUGAAGAGCUCGGUGGAGGUCUACGCCUGGGCCCCCAAGCCCUACCACAAGUUCAUGGCCUUCAAGUCCUUUGCCGACCUGCCGCAUCGGCCGCUGCUGGUGGAGCUGACGGUGGAGGAGGGCCAGCGGCUGAAGGUCAUCUACGGCUCCUGUGCCGGCUUCCACGCCAUCGACGUGGACUCCGGGAACAACUACGACAUCUACAUCCCGGUCCACAUCCAGUGCCAGAUCACCCCCCACGCCAUCGUCUUCCUGCCCAACACGGAGGGGAUGGAGAUGCUGCUGUGCUACGAGGACGAGGGCGUCUACGUCACCUUCGGACGCAUCAUCAAGGACGUGGUCCUGCAAUGGGGGGAGAUGCCCACCUCUGUCGCGUACAUCUGCUCCAACCAGAUCAUGGGCUGGGGCGAGAAGGCCAUUGAGAUCCGCUCGGUGGAGACCGGCCACCUGGACGGCGUCUUCAUGCACAAGAGGGCCCAGCGGCUGAAGUUCCUCUGCGAGCGGAACGACAAGGUGUUCUUUGCCUCCGUGCGCUCGGGGGGUAGCAGCCAAGUCUACUUCAUGACCCUCAACCGCAACUGCAUCAUGAACUGGUGAAGCCGCCCGUCCAGCUCCGGCCGGAGGGACCCCCCUCCCCCCCCCGGCUCCAGAGGCCAAGAGGAGAGUCUCCUUCAGGGGAGGGGGAGGCUUCUGGGAGCCUCCGGGGCAAAGCAGAGCCUCUCAGAAGGGGCUACAGAGACCCCCACCCAACCCACAAUGCCUCUUUCAACCACCAGGCCGGUUUCCUCCUCUGCCCCCCCUUCCCCUCCUCCCCCAAGGGCCCCCACACAUUCCGUUGCAGCCGCGUGUGGGGAAGGCCGGCGGGUGGGGGAGGGCUCUCAGUCGGAGCCCCUCCCCUCUGACCCCAGGACUUCCCCCCCCCCACACACACAGAACUGGAGGAAGAACUGCCCUCAUCCCAACUGCAGGGAGGGGGGUGAAUGAUGAAACAAGACCCCCCCCCCUUACACUCUCACACACACA